Messenger RNA from Malurus melanocephalus (red-backed fairy wren), 1077 nucleotides. RefSeq names its product ubiquitin conjugating enzyme E2 C (gene UBE2C). Lineage: Eukaryota; Metazoa; Chordata; Aves; Passeriformes; Maluridae. The record is from RefSeq and is a predicted model, not a curated record. The transcript has 6 exons. Bases 386 to 925 code for a protein of 179 amino acids.
GAGUGUCCGGGACCGGGUGUGAGCGGGCCGCUCCUGCACCGGAGAGCAUCCGGGACCGGGCUGCGACCGAGCCGCUCCUGCACCGGAGAGCAUCCGGGACCGAGCCACUCUUGUACCGGAGACGGGCUUGGGACUGAGCCGCUCCUGGACCGGAGAACGUCCGUGACCGGUCCACCGCUGCUGCACGGGAGAGCCCCAGACACCGCUGCUUGGCACCGGGAGAGCCGUAGAGGGACCCUAGUACUGACCCAGCGCGAMCGCGGGAGGGAGGGAGCGAGCGGAGCCUGGUGCGGUGCCCCCCGGGAGCGGGAGCCGCGUCCAGCCCGAGACCCGCCGGCAGCGGCGGCCGGAGGUCGGUGCGCCCGUCUGUGCCCCGGGAACCGCUAUGGCUUCACAGAACGCCGACCCCGCCGCCGUGUCCAGUGCAGCCGCCCGCAAAGCGGCCGAGACCGGGGCCACGGCGGCCCGCGGCGCGGUGGGGAAGAGGCUGCAGCAAGAACUGAUGGCGCUGAUGAUGUCCGGUGACAAAGGCAUUUCCGCCUUCCCCGAGUCCGACAAUCUCUUCAAAUGGAUCGGAACCAUUGACGGCGCCGCCGGGACGCCCUACGAGGAGCUGCGGUACAAGCUGUCGCUGGAGUUCCCCAGCGGGUACCCCUACACAGCACCCACCGUGCGGUUCCUGACCCCCUGCUACCACCCCAAUGUCGACACCCAAGGCAACAUCUGCCUAGAUAUCCUCAAGGAAAAGUGGUCGGCGCUGUAUGACGUCCGCACCAUCCUGCUCUCCGUACAGAGCCUGCUGGCAGAGCCAAACAUCGAGAGCCCCCUGAACACACACGCUGCYGAGCUCUGGAAGAACCAAGUCGCCUACAAGAAGUAUGUGCGGGAGACGUACAACAAGCAGACAAAGAGCCAGGAGACCUGACCGUCACCACCGCCCCUCACCACACCCGCUCCCUCCCAGCCAUCCUUCGCGUUCUGUAUCAUAGGCUGUUUUUAAAUUAAUGUUGCAGUCCGAGCCACGGUUAUUGUAUAAAUAAAUGCACGUUUAUAACUCCUGCAGGGGAUUCUGUGGCA